Messenger RNA from Magallana angulata, 2600 nucleotides. RefSeq lists its product as uncharacterized. Gene Ontology annotation, molecular function: protein binding. Bases 6 to 2600 code for a protein of 864 amino acids. NCBI's taxonomy places the organism in Eukaryota, Metazoa, Mollusca, Bivalvia, Ostreida, Ostreidae. The record is from RefSeq and is a predicted model, not a curated record. The transcript is spliced from 13 exons.
UUACCAUGCCGUUGAUAUCGAAAAUCUAUCUGGCGGUGACUUUGUGGUGGGUGUGCCUUCACGUGUACGUUAUAUCUUGUCCUUGUUACAAUGGAGGUACCUGCAAGAACUAUAUAUGUACCUGUUCGAUCGGAUUCUAUGGGACACGUUGUCAAAAAAAUUCAAUUGUGUCACUUUUUACUACGGUCUCCACCAAAUCUUUCACGCUCUCCGAAGCAGAGAGUUAUAUGAAGAAAGCCCAUGAGAUGAUAUUUGAUCACAUUAACAAAAACUUUGAACUGGAAAAGUCGAUAUUUUACUUGGCCUGUAUUGGAACUUCGGUUGUGACUGAAAUGGAUGAAAUAUUUACAAAUAUUCAUGACGAGGAUCUUUUACCACUAUCAAAAGAAAUGGCUAAAAGCAUUAGUUACGUAAUAUCCGUGUUGGACAUCGUUGGAUGCCAAUCAUACGUAGCUAUUUAUCGAUGCACAAAAAAGAGAGAAGAGGUAUCAUAUGAUACUUUGAUGUUGUCUUUUUUUAAAACCCACAUUAAUUACUGUACAUAUCUCAUCGAAAGAAGCGAGGCAAAUCUAGUGAAAAUAACUAACUUGUACCUUGAGUCAAAUCGCGGUGAAGGAAACCUAAUAACGUUUGAUGAACGUACGGAUGAUCCAGUUCUGUCCUUUACCGUGAUUAAAACAACCGGGCGUGACGCACCAAUGUUCUAUGAGAGUCGAUACGGUUCACUUACAUUACCGUUCUGGGAAACCUUCCAGGAUAAUGUUGGGAGCAAAAUGAUUGCCAUCAAUGUUUUGUCCUACAAAAACAACCCAUAUAAGUACUUCAGUUCUGAAGAAAUACGUUCCUCUGUUGUUAAAACUGUAAUAACUGACAUUAAAGGAGAUGAAUUAAAAUUAUAUGACCUGGAGGACGACUUAACUGCAACAAUGGACCUUAGUCAGCUAUUAUCUUCAAGUACAAGUACUUGGACAGAUAUGAAGCAGAACGAGAUGGAAUGGAAUUUUGCUGCAUACACCAACUUGUCAGUCGAGGCAAUGGUUGUUGAUAUCAACCUUAAAUCCAUGUAUGAUUGUACGUUGUACGGUUUAUAUGGCUGGAGAAAAUAUCCCACAACUCUAAAUUAUGACAUUAAGGUGGUCACAAGGGGGAAUGCCAAGAUCGUCACCCAGGCCCCCUGGAAUUUACCCAUCAGCUACAAAGAUAACAGACUGCAACUCACCAUCUACAACAAAAGGUUCACAUCCGGAGGAUAUCUGUUACCGUUAUUAAUGGCGUUAUCCUGCCAGGAAACUCAUCAAUUUAGAAUACUGGAAAUCAAGUCAUACCGUUUAAAAGAUGCCAAAUGGACUGUCAACAAACAAGCUAAGGUACACAAAGUUGAAGGAACAAACGUGACCAUUAAAAGUUCUCUAUUCGGGACAUUUGCUGCCAACUCCCUGCUAUUGCCUCCCAAUUCUAUAGACUUUGAGGACGUUUUUGACAACUUUGCAGAGAAAAUAAUGACAACACCACAUGUGUUGAUUGUUGUGUGUUGUAUCUUAUUAUUCUCAAUUCCAGCUUCUGUGUUACUACGUAGAGCAGAUAGAGAAGACCAUUAUAGGUGGCAAUAUCUUCCUCUCGUGGACAACAAGGAAAAGGACGGUUACGAAUAUUUCGUAUCAGUCAACACGGCAGUGCGAUCCUCACGUACUCUAACAUCAAAUUGCUUUUUUAAACUGAAAGGUGAAGAAAAGGAUAGCGGAAACAGGGUACUAAAUGAUGGUUGUCGAAAGAACUUCACGCGCGGGACUUGCUGUAAUUUUCUUUUGAAGACAAAUUAUUUAGGACCACUUCAAAAGAUCACUGUUUGGCAUGACAACCUCGGAAGAUCGCCUGAUUGGUUGUUGUCUAAAAUAGUAAUUGUGGAUGCACUGGAACAGGAAAAGUACAUAUUUGUAUGUGAAGAAUGGUUGUCACUUACUCGCGAAAAUUGUAAAACGUGGGUUGAAUUAUCACCGCUAACCUCAGAAGCUGUUCCUAUAAAUCUAAUGUUAAGUGAAAAUAGCCGUCGAGGUCUCUUCGACGAUCACCUAUGGUUUUCACUCUCAUUAAGACCAAAUGCAAGCAAAUUUACACGUGUUCAGAGACUGUGGUGUAUCGUGGCUCUAUUGUUUUUAUCCAUGGUGGCAUCAGCAAUGUGGUUUGACGGCAACCCGUCUAUCUCAACAGAGGACACCAACCAGAUGCAGAUGGUGCAAAUUGGUCCCUUUACACUAAGCUAUCGAAUGCUUUACGUGGGACUGAUGUCUUCAUUGCUGAUGUUUGUACCGUCAUUUGCAAUUGUUUUCAUUUUCAACAACAGAUCGCUACGUAAAUCAAACAAGCUUAAAACAAUCUAUCCACAACACAAGGUUUACGACCGAAAUUGGUUACUGCCCUGGUGGAUGGUUUUUGUGGCGUACUGUUCAAUCUGUCUGUCCAUUAUGUGCGGUGGAUUUUUCACGUUUCUUUAUUCGUUGGAGUUUGGUUCUGGAACAACAAAUGACUGGUUUCUAGCAUUCAUAAUGGGAACCCUACAAGACAUCAUAUUGCUACAACCGUGUAAAGUGAGUUUCUUUUAA